This is a messenger RNA of Papaver somniferum (opium poppy), 1609 nucleotides long. RefSeq lists its product as uncharacterized. Bases 992 to 1459 code for a protein of 155 amino acids. NCBI's taxonomy places the organism in Eukaryota, Viridiplantae, Streptophyta, Magnoliopsida, Ranunculales, Papaveraceae. The transcript has 5 exons. Gene Ontology annotation, molecular function: fatty acyl-CoA hydrolase activity. The record is from RefSeq and is a predicted model, not a curated record.
CCUAGGUUGCGAGUUAUAGGAUACUUUCUUUUUUCCAAUGGUCGAGAAAAUCAAAUCAUCAUUUGGGUGUACAUACUAUUUUCAGAGGGGGACUGAUUAAGAACUUCAUUAGACAUUAGGAGGAAUUAUGGAAAACGACGAUGAUGCUAUUACAAUACGGAUCCAGUCUGCCAAGAACUGGUUAGAAAGUCUAGCUAAGGGUCAAGAAUCUACUGAGAUAGAAACUAAACCCCUUCAAAAUCUCUACUCUAUUCGCGUCCGGAGAAACUUAAUUCACUGCAAUUUCAUAGUGCCCCAAAGCUUAUCUGAUGGAGAUGGGAGAUGGCAUGUAGGAGCAAUUGCAACACAAAUCGACGUUAUUGGGGCUACUGUUGCAUAUACUUCCUUCGGAAAACACUACGUUUCUGUUGAUUUCAAUAUUUCUUACUUCUCCACAGCAAGAGUUCAGGAAGAAAUGGAGAUUGAGGCAAAAGUAUUGGGACAUAAGGGGAAUCUUUCUUCGGUGAUGGUGGUGAUUAAAAAGAAAGAAAACGGUGAUUUGGUUGCUAUAGGUAAAGAAUGGAUGUCUGCUUUUAGCAACCAUCCUAAAAGUAAGAUGUAAUUGUAAUCCAUCAACUAUUAAUUACAAUUUGAUUACAUGUUUCCAAGUUAAACCUGUUCUUGAUAUUUCUUUUUCCUCUUUGGAGUAUGAUAAAUAAGUGUUUGAUUCUGAUAACAAUGACAAAAAAUCAGCAUAAAAAUUAAAGAACAGAGUAGUUGAUUCUUCCGUUGACAAAACCAGCUAAACAGAGUUGGCCAAUAAAAGAGGUCGAAAUGUGCACCCUCGUUUAUAAGGGAUGCACAAAUUCGCACUCUGUAUUGAAUUAUUAAAAAACAUUUUCAAUGACUUAGCCUUGUGGGUCUGGUUUUGAAAUGCAAGUCAAUUUUGCAUAAAGUCUAUUCCCACUCGGGGACUGUUUAGGAACUUCUGUGGAGAGAUUAGGCAGGAACUAUGGAAAACGACGACGAUGCUAAUACAAUACCGAUCCAGACUGCCAAGGACUGGUUAGAAAGUCUAGCUAAGGGUCAAGAAGCUAGGGAGAUCGAAACUCAAGCCCUUCAAGAUCUCUACUCUGUUCGCGUUUGGAGAGGCUUAAUUCGUUGCAAUUUCAUAGUGCCCCAAAGCUUAUCUGAUAAAGAUGGGAAUUGGCAUGUAGGAGCAAUUGCAACCCUUAUUGAUAUUAUUGGUGCUACUGUUGAACAUACUUCCUUUGGAAAACGCCAUGUUUCUGUUGAUUCCAAUGUUUCUUACUUCUCCACAGCAAGAGUUCAGGAAGAGGUAGAGAUCGAGGCUAAAGGACACAAGGGGAAUCUAUCUUCUGUGGUGGUAGUGAUUAAAAAGAAAGAAAAUGGUGAUUUGGUUGCUAUAGGUAAGGAAUGGAUGUCUGCAUUUAAUCACCAUCCUAAAAGCAAGAUGUAACUCCAAUCAACCAGAAAUUAGUAAUCACAAUUAGAUUAAUUACAUGUUUCAAAGUUAAAAUUAUUCUUGAGCUUAUCUUAAUUAAUUGAUGAAGUCAUUUUUUCUUUUUGAUUAUUGCUUAGAAAUUUAGACGGACCUUUAUGUGUUGGU